Molecule: messenger RNA, 1113 nt
Organism: Emys orbicularis (European pond turtle)
Lineage: Eukaryota; Metazoa; Chordata; Testudines; Emydidae
Product: C-type lectin domain family 2 member D-like
Exons: 6
Coding region: 406-1113 (235 amino acids)
Source: RefSeq, a predicted model, not a curated record
GGGACUCGGCUCUCGGACCCACCCACCGAGGCUGGAAUUAUUUGUGGCCGUUCUAUGGCCUGUGUUGUACAGAUCACAAUGGCCCCUUCUGGUCUCAGAGUCUAUGAAUCUUCGACAACAUGGAUUCCCGCUCAUCCAGAGAAACUGCCAAAGAAGAUGGAGGCAGAGCUGAGAAUCUGCCGCUGAUCGGAACCGACUUUGCUUUGAGGCCGUGUGGACCCACACUUGAACCGCUUCAGUUGAACUGCUGCAAGCGUGUGUGUGGACACUCUUAUUUCAGUUUAGCUUAUACCUCUUCCUAGAGGUCUUGGAGCUAAAUCGCAAUCAGUCUGGUUAAAACGGGAAUCCACGCACGCUUUCACUGGCUGAGCAUCAUGCCUUUCAACUAAACCGGUGCGUAACUGAAUGUACAUGGAUCCCGAAUCGCAGAGAGCUGCAGCCAGUGAGAUAGAGCUGCUCGGAGUCCAGCAUGCCCCCCAGGGACUCCAAGAGAGAGGAGAGACGGAGGAGCGCUUUAGUGGAGGUGCGGAGAGAGGCCCUGGGUCUAACCACACGCUCAGGAAAUGUGCUUCCCGUCAAGUCCUAGUCCCAGCUGUCGCCCUCGCUGCAGUCACCAUUUUUAUGUUGAUCACCAUCAUCACUAUCGCUACUCUAGCAGAAUUUUUAAGAGUGGAAAAAUCCAAACCACCUGUGGCUGCUCCAUGCCCCCCUGCGGUGCCCUGCUGCCCGGACGGCUGGAUCGGAUACCGAGGGAAAUGCUAUUAUUUCUCAGAGACUGACGGGAACUGGAACAACAGCCAGAGCCAGUGCUCUGCACUCAGCGCCUCCCUGGCUGCGAUCGACAGUGAGCAGGAAAAGGAUUUCCUGCUGCGCUAUAAGGGCUUCUUCGACCGUUGGAUCGGCCUCCAGAGGGAGCCAGGCCAGCCCUGGAGAUGGCCCAACGGCACCGAAUUUGACAACCGGUUUCCGAUAAGAGGAGGUGGCAACUGUGUUUUUCUGAUUGAUGAGGACUGGUUCGGCAGCUCGCGGUGCGGCACAUGGAGACGCUGGAUCUGCAGCAAACCCGAUGCCCGUACAAUGGGGAAGAAACGUGCUGUGGAGUUAAAACUUUGA